CAAUUUUUUUUUCCUCUCUCAUUAAUGCACAUUGACUGGGCUACAUUAAUUGAACUUUCCUGGAUGUUCACUGCUUGUCCCUCCUAACUUCCGAUUAUGUUGAAAACUUCAAGAUUCUAACAACUGCGCUCUCAUUUGACCGUCACUGAUUAAAUAAGGAUGAUGACAGCAAGCUAUCAUAUCUUCCUCGCUAAGAAAACUAGGAAAUCCUCCCUCUAUAAGUAGCAUCAAGCCAUAAGUGUUCUACUAAAUGUGGAAAAGUCUGACGUCAUGUCUGAAGAAGUUAAGGUUUUUGGAGCUUGGGGAAGCCCUUUCAGCCGCAGGGUAGAGCUUGCUUUGAAGUUGAAGGGUGUUCAAUAUGAAUACAUAGAAGAGGAUGUCUAUAACAACAAAAGCCCUUUGCUUUUGAAAUACAACCCAGUUCAUAAGAAAAUCCCUGUCCUCCUCCACAAUGGGAAGCCAAUUGCGGAGUCACUUGUUAUACUUGAAUACAUUGAGGAAACUUGGAAAGGCAAUCCCAUUUUGCCGGAGGAUCCUUAUGAGAAAGCCAUGGCUCGGUUCUGGGCUAGGUUCCUCGAUGAGAAGUGCCUGCCUGCACUAUGGAACGCUGCGUGGAGCCCCGAGAAUGAGCGAGAAAAGUCGGUGGAAGAAGCUUGCGACUUUCUAAAAACGCUUGCAAGUGCGCUGAAGGGGAAAAGAUUCUUUGGGGGAGAUACAGUUGGAUUGGUAGACAUUGCUGCCAACUUUAUUGGCUUUUGGCUUAGGGUCCUUCAAGAAGCUACAGGACAGGAGUUGCUGUCAGCUGAAAAAUUCCCUGACUUGGUCAAAUGGACCAACGAGUUUGUAAGUUGCAGUGUUGUUAAGGAAAGUCUGCCUCCCAGAGACAGACUUUUGGCCUUUUUCAAGGCUCGCGUUGCUGGAGCUAUGGAUGCGCAAACUAAAGCCUCCAAAUGAACGUUUUCCCAAUGAUUCUCGCUUGCUUUUGCCUUGGCUCAAUUACCUGGUUUUCUGUGUAAUAUUAGUUUGUUUUCAAAUGUUGCAACGUGCAUGUGUAAGGUGUUACUUGCUAUCGUUUCUGGGCCAGAAAGGCAGAAAUUAAUAAAUGAACAUGUUAAAGAUAAUUGAAGU
This is a messenger RNA of Durio zibethinus, 1128 nucleotides long. Its product is annotated as glutathione S-transferase U8-like. Gene Ontology annotation, biological process: glutathione metabolic process. The record is from RefSeq and is a predicted model, not a curated record. Lineage: Eukaryota; Viridiplantae; Streptophyta; Magnoliopsida; Malvales; Malvaceae. Gene Ontology annotation, cellular component: cytoplasm. Gene Ontology annotation, molecular function: glutathione transferase activity.